AUGCAAUUCUUAAGCUGUAUAACGCGUAAUGCUUCUCGUUCUCUUAAAACCGCGGCAAAUCACAUAGCCAAAGGAAGCGUGAUCGAGUAUAAAAACCGACAUUUUUUUGUGAGUAGAAUAGAUUCGCAUUGGACAGGAAGAGGCUCUGCAGCGAUGAAAUUCGAUUUAAAAGACGUAGUGAAUGGUCAAAAGUUGACAGAAAGAAUUAGGCCAACAGAGUACUUUGAAGUGGUAACGGUUAAAGAAAGAAACUACCGUUAUUUGUAUUCCGAUGGAAACACGCUGCACCUUAUAAACGCCGAAACAUUAGAUGAAAUUGAAAUAGAUUCAGAUAAAGUUGAUGGUGGUGAAAAGUCGAUAAAAUUAUUAGACGACGACAUGAACUUAACUGUCGCCUUUCUGGAGACUGAAGAAGGCGAACGUGCUAUAUCUGUUCGUCUACCUCACAUGUAUGCUUACGAAGUUGUGUCCAAUACUCCAAAUAUUGGGAGUUCCUCCAAAGGGCCAGCUCAAAAGACUGUUGAAAUAAAAGGCGGUAUUCAUGUUCAGGUUCCGGAAUUCGUCAAUGUCACAAUCAUUGAAGAUUAG
Acaulospora morrowiae is the source of this 588-nucleotide messenger RNA. The record is from the annotation of a GenBank genome assembly. Lineage: Eukaryota; Fungi; Glomeromycota; Glomeromycetes; Diversisporales; Acaulosporaceae.